AUGAAGCACUGGCCAUUCAAGGUUCUAUGCGGUCCAGCUGACAAGCCCAUGAUUGAGGUCUCAUACAAGGAUGAGGAGCAGCAUUUAACUUCAUUACCGUCUUUAUUGGGUGGUUUGGUCUCUCUAACACAACUUCAUGUUGCAAACAACAAGCUGAUUAAUUUUCCACGUCUGGAAAUCUUGAAAGAUAAGCUCAGUUCUUGGUGCAGGUUGAUCUCAAAUCUCUUGGUAGACUUGCCUGACACAGUUGGGAGUUUAUGGAAUCUUGAGGCUCUGCAUCUGAGUAAUAAUAGCCUCAAAUCCCUUCCUACGAUGCUAUUCAAACUGUGCACCCAGCUCUCGACUCUUGAUCUUCAUAAUACAGAAAUCACAAUUGAUAUUCUCAAUCAGUUUGAAGGGUGGGAAAGUUUUGAUGAGCGUCAUAGAUCAAAGCAUCAGAAGCAACUGGAUUUUAGAGUUGGAAGUUCUGGUGUGUUUGAUGAAUGUGCUGAUAAAGAUUAA
Papaver somniferum (opium poppy) is the source of this 501-nucleotide messenger RNA. Its product is annotated as LRR repeats and ubiquitin-like domain-containing protein At2g30105. Gene Ontology annotation, molecular function: protein binding. The record is from RefSeq and is a predicted model, not a curated record. The transcript is spliced from 5 exons. Bases 1 to 501 code for a protein of 166 amino acids. Lineage: Eukaryota; Viridiplantae; Streptophyta; Magnoliopsida; Ranunculales; Papaveraceae.